Molecule: messenger RNA, 578 nt
Organism: Aspergillus pseudotamarii
Lineage: Eukaryota; Fungi; Ascomycota; Eurotiomycetes; Eurotiales; Aspergillaceae
Exons: 1
Coding region: 99-401 (100 amino acids)
Source: RefSeq, a predicted model, not a curated record
UCCACUUUCCCACCGCGGGGAAGUUCUAUUGAUUCCCUUUCACCACACACUCUCUCUUAUUCUCUGUCCAUGGGCACAUGGGCUGGUACUGAGUACCCAUGGACCUCGAUGUCAUAGACAACGGCGUCAAGUACAACGAGAUCCUUACCCAGGUGUGUAUACUUAUCACUCGCACUUUCGCACCGAACCCUUCAUUAAUCAUUUGGCUGGCUCAUCAGAUCUCCGUUAAUCUUACCAAUGCGCUGACUACUUUCGGUUCCUCCUCCAAACAAUACCAGACAGUUCUAGAAAUCCUCAAAGAUUGCCUCCGGAAUAUCGAAAGCGAUCGAAAAAAAACCUCUCUUUCUUUGGAUCCGGAUACAUUGAGUCUGGCAAUGGGUUUCUUGGACAUUGGGAAGUAGGCCCUCUCUACCGACAAAGGCACUCAAGAGUCCACGCCCUAUCCAAUAUUAGUAUCUGGACAACUUUUGAGAUAUGACGGGGGCAUAGAGAGCAGUUGAAUAUGACUACCGCUUUCUGGGAGACAAGAAAGACUGGUCGGAAUAAGAUAAACAGCCUUACCAUACUGCGGAUGCACG